Molecule: messenger RNA, 3396 nt
Organism: Fonsecaea erecta
Lineage: Eukaryota; Fungi; Ascomycota; Eurotiomycetes; Chaetothyriales; Herpotrichiellaceae
Exons: 1
Coding region: 1-3396 (1131 amino acids)
Biological process (GO): endoplasmic reticulum mannose trimming; carbohydrate metabolic process; mannose trimming involved in glycoprotein ERAD pathway
Cellular component (GO): endoplasmic reticulum; membrane
Molecular function (GO): calcium ion binding; mannosyl-oligosaccharide 1,2-alpha-mannosidase activity
Source: RefSeq, a predicted model, not a curated record
AUGCGCAUGAUUUGCCGCCAUGUGACGCCUCCAGCUGGAUCAUUGUCUCCAUUCUUCGCACCGGCACGGCUUUGGCAAUGGCUGAGAGGCGUUCGUCUCGUCCUGCUCCUAGCCUGUCUGGCUUCAAUAGCCACCGUACACGCACAGACACCAGGCCAGAUCAAGGCACUCAGAAAAGAGGCUGAAGAUCUCUUCUAUCAUGGCUUCGAGAACUACAUGUCCUACGCCUUUCCCGAGGAUGAGCUGCGCCCGAUCUCCUGCAAGCCCUUGACCCGCGACCGGGAGAACCCCGCGCAUAUCGAAGUCAAUGACCCUUUGGGAAACUACUCCUUGACCCUCAUCGACAGUCUGUCCACUCUCGCCAUCAUCGCCUCCAACCCGUCGAGUUCGAAGCGCAAUAAACCCCUGCGGCUUUUUCAGGACAGCGUCAGGGAUUUGGUCGAGCAGUACGGCGAUGGCUCCGACGGUCCGUCGGGCCAAGGGCUAAGAGCAAGAGGAUUCGAUCUGGACAGCAAGGUGCAGGUCUUCGAGACAGCGAUACGAGGUCUUGGGGGGCUGUUGAGUGCUCAUCUAUUUGCUGUUGGCGAACUACCGAUCCGCGGCUACGCUCCUCCUCGCAGGCAGGUUGCAUAUGCUCAAGCAUGGCACAAGGAUCAGUUUGAUGGCAAGAGGCAGGGCGUACUCUGGUCUAAUGGAUUUGAAUAUGACGGCCAACUCCUGCGGCUGGCGUAUGACCUGGGUAACCGCCUGAUUCCCGCCUUCUGGUCUUCAACCGGCAUCCCGUAUCCUCGCGUCAACCUCCGGCACGGGAUCCCCUUCUACGUCAAUUCUCCCUUUAAUGCUGGCGCUGAGGCCGCCCAAUGCGAUGCUCGCCCCGGACCGCCUGAAAUCACCGAGACAUGCAGUGCUGGUGCAGGAAGUUUGGUGCUUGAGUUUACAGUCUUGAGCAGGCUGACUGGGGAUCCCCGCUUUGAGGAACUCGCGAAAAGAGCGUUUUGGGCGAUUUGGCAGAGGCGCAGCGCCAUCGAUUUGAUCGGGGGCGGAAUUGACGCGGAGAGUGGAAACUGGAUCGGCACCUGGACAGGCGUUGGUGCUGGGAUUGACAGCUUUUUCGAAUACGCUCUGAAGUCGCACAUCCUGCUGUCGCGGGAAGCCCAUCCAGUCUACCAAAACAUAGACGCCUUGCAAGAUCCAAGGAUACUUCAUGAAUCCUUACCCGUGGAAGACUCGACUUCUGGGGCCUUUCUUGAUGCCUGGAACGUUGCUCACGCCGCCAUCAAGCGGCACCUCUAUCGUGGCCCAACGUAUCAGCACCCACAUUACAUCCAAGCUGAUUUCUCCACGGGCGCAGCAAGGGGAUUCUGGAUUGACGCAUUGAGUGCGUACUAUCCUGGCCUUCUCACCCUUGCCGGACACGUUGACGAAGCCGUGGAAACCCAUCUUUUACAGACCGCCCUCUGGACCAGAUUCUCUGCUCUACCGGAGCGGUGGAAUAUCGUGACCGGAGGUAUUGAAGGGGGGCUUGGUUGGUGGAUAGGCCGACCAGAGUUCAUUGAGUCUACCUACUAUCUCUACCGUGCCACAGAAGAUCCGUGGUAUAUUCACGUCGGGGAAAUGGUAUUGCGGGAUAUCAAACGACGAUGUUGGACCAGGUGUGGCUGGGCGAGCAUCCAAAACGUGCUUACCGGAGAGCAGACGGACAGGAUGGAGAGCUUCUUCCUCGGGGAGACUGCAAAAUACCUCUUUCUCCUUUUCGAUCCUACACACCCUCUCAAUCACAUAGAUGAACCUUUCGUCUUCACGACUGAAGGCCAUCCUCUGAUGAUUCCCCGAAGUGUUGGCGCCAGCUCCCAUGGAGAAGCUCUUUGGCAUCCAGCACACAGCGAAGCGUCAUUCUGCCCCGUCAAGCCUUCGCCUCUACCAUUGACUAUUUCCCGCGUUGCCUCGAGGGGUGAUGUCUACCACGCUGCCAAUCUGGCCAGGCUUCAUCUCAUGCCGCUCAGGGACAAUGUCGAAUCUGCUCUUGGUGAAUACGCGGCGGACCACCCGAGUAUUACGCUGCUGGAUAUCAGCUCACCUUCCAAUCAUACGUAUUAUCCAUGGACGCUACCCCCUGAGCUCGUCCCUUGGAAUGCCUCAAGCUCUCUCAUCCCAACUAGACCGACCCUCGACAUUUCUUUCCCCGCCAUGGUUCCCACAGGCCAACCUGUCGCUCCUCUCCAACGUGUCAAAGACGGCAUCUUGAUCAAUACAAUCGGUGGCUUGCGGCUCGGAAUGAUUCAGGACCAUCCUUUUCUCUUCGACGACGGAUUCCACGACACAUUCCGAAUCCAAACAAUCAACAAUAUUCCCCUUGGCAAAGAUGAAAGGGUAUACCUGGCGCGCGAGACGGGCAGAGAUGUUCUUAGUCCAGCAGAUCCUAAUUUUAUGCGCAUUCGUGAUGCCGUUCUGCUGGAUUUGGUAAUUGAUCUGGACGCAUCCAUUGAAGACUCUGACGCUGCGGAGGCCGAUGAACCAGCUGCGACUGCAGGCCAGGGAUCUGAAAACAAUGGAGAAGCAUCGUUGGUCAUCGAUCUUCCACAAUUCGAAGAUGUUGCGAAUGACGGCGCCAUGCGCGCGGCAUGGAACGCUAUUGUCUCUCAGAUCUCCAACCUCAUCAGAGAAAGUCGUGCGCCCUCUCCAUGGCCCUUCUCAACGCCUCUUUCACUCAUUACACCCCCGACAUCGAAGCUUGCCUCUACCUCUAUGUCAUCACCCUCAACAAAAGGUGGGGGGAGCAAUUUGCUGCGGUACCACCUCUCCGCAGUAACGCCAACCGGCCCAGGCGCCGCACCACUGCCAGACUGGCCUGAAGCCUCCACCCUGCUAUCACCUGGCGCCACCCUGCCUGCAUUGUCGUGGACGAAGAUCUACGUGACGGAUGAACUUUGCGACCACAGGUUACCUCUGAGCGUGGCCAGGCAGCAUCAGGUUCUUGUGGUAAAGAGGGGAGGGUGCGACUUCAGCGCGAAGCUGGAGAAUAUCCCGGCAUACAAACCGGGCCCGCAGGCGCUGCAGUUGGUGAUUGUCGUGUCGUACGAGCAAAACGACGCCGACGAGCACGGCGGUGGUGAGCGAGAAGCAGGGGGAGAAGAGCGUAUCCUCCCGAGCGAUGAUAACGACGCACAUCCCGAUACCGCCUACUACGACGAACUCAGCCUGGUCCGGCCAUACCUGCACCGACGACAAGCCACGCCGGCGGGCCUACCGCGGCGGAAUCCGCUCCCGAUGGUCCUCGUGGGUGGCGGGCAGAGGGUGUACGACGCAUUGAAGAACGCCGCGGUCGCCGUGGGCGUCAAAAGACGGUACCAUGUCGAGACCAAGGGCGUGAGGAUCGCAAACCUGGAGAUCGUGUAG